UGAAUGAAGAAGAACCUCUUCACUUUUACUCCCUGCCUUGCCUGGGUGCAUGUGUGUCUGUGAGCCUGUGAAUGAGUGUGUGUGUGUGGAGGAGAGAACCGGACUCUGCAGCUCAGCUGGGAUAAAGUGUGUGUGUGUGUGUGUGUUUGUGUGUGUGUGUGCCGGUGCAUGGUGUGGAGGGGCAGUGGCCUUGUGGCUGUGUUUAGAGUUCACUCCCGGAGUCUGAUUAAGCCGGUAGGAUCCGUUCCAGCACGUCUGAGAUGAGGCUAGAGCUUCAGGUGGUGGUGUUGCUGCUGGUGGCCCUGUGGACAGCCAGUGGCCAUGCAUGGUUCUGGAAUGAGCCCGAGACCACACCUCCGGCCACAACAGUGGAUUCCCCUGAGGGUUCUACUGCGACGGGGACCGAAGAACCAGAACAGCCAAUGGAGACCACUACAGAUGUCGGAGCAGAGGUGGUCGACGUCGCAAAUGGGAUCCGUAAACUUGUAUCGACUUGGGAGCCGACGACAGAAGCGCUUCAGCUGACAACUGUGAAGCCUACAUCCCUACCACACAAAGAGGAUUCCCAGCCAGAGAAUAAGGAUUCCCAAACAGAGAAUGGGAAAACUCAACCAGAGAAUGUGGAAGCUGAAAAUGUCACCACUGGGGUUCCAACAGAUGCAGAGAAACUGGGUAAUGGUUCCUCAUCACCAGAAGACGAAAGCGGGGUCACCCUGCUGCAGCUCAUCGGGGACCCCCCUCCCGACACCAUCACCCAGAUACCGGGGCCCGACAACAACCCCAGCUACGUCUUCGGCCCCGACGCCAACACGGGCCAGCUGGCGCGCGCCCACUUCCCCAGCCCCUUCUACCGGGACUUCUCCCUCAUCUUCCACCUGAAGCCCACCUCAGACCGCGGGGGGGUGGUGUUCUCCAUCACGGACGACUCACAGCAGGUCAUGUACGUGGGGGUGAAGCUGUCAGAGGUGCAGGGGGGCCGGCAGAGUGUGGUGCUGUACUACACGGAACCCGGUUCGGAGGAGUCGUACGAGGCGGCCCGCUUCACCGUGGCGUCCAUGCGGGGCACGUGGACGCGCUUCUCCCUGGCUGUGCACGACGAGAAGGUCACCUUCUACCCCAACUGCGACAUGGAGUCCCAGGUGGUGCGCUUCGAGAGGUCCCCCGACGGCAUGGACCUGGAGGCCGGGGCCGGCGUGUUCGUGGGCCAGGCCGGAGGAGCCGACCCUGAUAAGUUCUUGGGGGUGGUCGGUGAGCUCAGAGUGGUAGGGGAUCCCCGUGCUGCAGAGAGACACUGCGAGGAAGACGGGGAUGACACAGAUGUGGCUUCAGGAUUUGGAAGUGGCUACGGAGAGGAUGAACGAAGUUCCCCAACGGCCACCCCGCCGUCCUCCGUUCCCAUCCAGCAGCCCCCCGUCACUAGGCAACAGGAGGUGUUAGUAGAAAGACAGACCGCCAGUGACUCCCACCUGGUGGAGGCUGCCUCCAGCGCUGGGCUCCCUGGAACCGCAGGCUCCGCAGGCGGCAGGGGGGGGAAAGGUGACCAAGGGGAAAGGGGAGAGAAGGGCGACAGGGGUCCCAUUGGGCCCCAGGGGGAGCAGGGAUCCGGCUCGACCAGCUCGCGAGGAGGAGUGCGGGGAGAGAAGGGAGAACCAGGAGAAAAAGGACUCAAGGGCAGUGCCGGGUUCGGCUACCCUGGGAAGAAGGGCGACAGCGGGUCCCCUGGGCCACCCGGCCCAACUGGCGCCGCGGGCCCCUCGGCCGGGCUUCUGGAGCGCACCCCCGGCUCCGUGGUGGAGCGGGUGGCUGGCCCCCCGGGGCCCGCUGGUCCACCAGGGGCCGAGGGACCUGCAGGAACCGAUGGAGAACCGGGUGACCCUGGUGAAGACGGCAAGGCAGGCCCUGUUGGACCUUCAGGAUUUCCAGGAACCCCUGGUGAUGCUGGAGUUAAAGGAGAAAAGGGAGACCGCGGAGAGGCUGUACCUGGUCCAAGGGGACCCCCUGGACCCCCUGGCCCACCAGCAACAGGAUCCAGAUCAACCUUUGUGGACAUGGAAGGCUCAGGUUUUACAGACCUGGAAUCUAUUCGGGGAAUGCCUGGACUACCUGGCCCCCCAGGGCUCCCUGGACCUCCAGGGCCAUCUACCGCUGUUGGCGUGGGAACAGCCACAAGCUCCGGGGCCUUUGGACCCCCAGGAAAGGACGGAGCAGCCGGUCAAUCCGGUCUACCUGGACUUCCGGGGACCGAUGGCGUGGCAGGACUUCCCGGUUCGACGGGAGCUAAGGGCGAAGCCGGCGAGUUGGGUCUUCCAGGAGCAAUCGGAGAGAAGGGUGCUGUAGGACAGCCGGGGUUGCCGGGCCAACCAGGGGAAGGGGGAUUUGCCGGCCUGCCUGGGCCAAUGGGACCGGUCGGACAGCCCGGGCCCCCAGGGCCCCCCGGUGGUGUUGGUACUGGUCGAGUUGGAUUUGAUGACAUGGAGGGUUCCGGUGGAAUCAUGUCCAAUGGACUUCCUGGCGUUAGCGGACCUGAAGGAAGACAGGGUCAGGCUGGUGUACCUGGUUUACCUGGUCAGGCUGGUCUCCCGGGCAUACAUGGGCAGAAGGGCAGUGAAGGAGCUCAGGGACGAGAUGGGAAGCCAGGACUGGACGGUUUCCCCGGCCCUCAGGGACCAAAGGGUGCCUUCGGCGAAAAAGGAGAAGUGGGUCAACCGGGCAGAGAUGGCACUGGACUCCCCGGACCUCCUGGCCCACCUGGAACACCCGGACAGAUCAUCUACCAAUCGUCUGGAAACCAGGACGGCACGACCGGCAUCGGCGGGCCUCAGGGUCCCCAUGGUUCACCUGGCCAAGCUGGAUUCCCUGGCCCGAUUGGACCCAAAGGAGACAGAGGUGACCCAGGUCUGCCAGGCUACGGUGUGAAGGGGGAGAAGGGCGAGGCAGGGCUGGUGGUCGGACCCGACGGAAGCCCCCUGACCCUGGGAGGGCUGGCGGGCCCAAAGGGUGCCAUCGGAGCUAAUGGACCUGUUGGGCCUCCUGGUCCUUACGGCUCUCCUGGAUAUAAGGGGGAAAUGGGGAUGCCUGGAAGACCUGGCCGACCGGGUGUGAACGGAUACAAGGGAGAGAAGGGAGAUGCAGGGGGCGGCACAGGAUACAGCUACCCGGGGCCCGCAGGACCACCAGGGCCGCCUGGGCCCCCUGGCCUUCCCACGCCUCUGGACCGCUUUAAUCGCUACGACACUUCAGUGGACUACCCAGCGACUAAAGGAGAGAAAGGGAUGCAAGGAGACCGCGGGUUACCAGGCACAUCGUCUAACUUGGACCUAUAUGCAUUCAAGAACGAGCUGAAGGGAGAGCGCGGAGACAAUGGGGUGAAGGGGGAGAAGGGAGAGCCGGCUGCAGGGUUUUACGAUCCCCGGUUUGGUGGGGUUCAAGGAGCAGCAGGCAGCCCGGGCCCACAGGGUCCGAAGGGAGACUCCAUCAUGGGCCCCCCUGGACCCCAGGGACCACCUGGACCCACGGGUAUCGGGUAUGACGGCCGUCCAGGAGCCCCAGGCCCCCCAGGACCUCCCGGACCCACUGGAUCCCCCUCUUUACCGGGGCCCUACAGGCCCAACCACUCCUUCCAUGUCCCUGGACCCCCAGGGCCCCCCGGGCCCCCAGGAGCCUCAGGCCACUCCUCUGGGGUGAUGGUGCUGAAGUCCUACGACACCAUGCUGGCCCAGGCCCGUCGCCAGGAGGAGGGCAGCCUCAUCUACUGCCUAGACAAGGCCGACCUCUACCUCCGUGUCCGCCACGGCCUGCGCCAAGUCAUGCUCGGAGACUACAAUCCCUUCUACAGAGACUCGGAAAACGAGGUGGCUGAGGUCCAGCCCCCACCUGUGGUCAUCUACACACAGUCCCAGGACCAGUCGGUCAACGGGGCCGGCCACUACUCCCAGGGGGGGGCCGAGACGCGCCCCGUGGACCAGCCGCCGCCGGCCCACCACCCCCACCACCACCAGCAUCACCAGCAGGAGACCCCCAGGAGGGAACACGCCCCCCAGCCCGACCCCCGCUAUCCCCCGCACUACGACCCCCGCUUCCCCGACCCGAGGUACCCCGGUCAGACGGCCGAGCGGGCCAACCCCCCCCCGCCGCCGCCCCAGCAGCCUGAGGUCCGCCACCCGGUCACCGCCAGGAGACCCCACGUCCCCCCGGCGGCCCCCAAGCCCGCCGCUCACGUACACACCUCCGGACCCGGGCUCCACCUCAUCGCCCUGAACUCGCCCCAGACCGGCAACAUGCGAGGGAUCCGCGGCUCCGACUUCCUGUGCUUCCAGCAGGCGCGAGCCGUGGGGCUGAAGGGGACCUUCCGGGCCUUCCUGUCCUCCAAGCUACAGGACUUGUACAGCAUCGUCCGCAAGUCGGACAGAGACAGCCUGCCCAUCGUGAACCUUAAGGACCAGGAGCUGUUCAGCAGCUGGGACUCGCUGUUCGGGGAGGUCUCAGGCACCAUGCGGGAGGGCGUUCCUCUCUACUCCUUCGACGGCAGAGACAUCCUCAGAGACAGCGCAUGGCCUGAUAAGAUGGUGUGGCAUGGCUCUAGCACCAAGGGCCACCGGCAGACGGACAACUACUGCGAGACGUGGAGGGCGAGCGACCGCGCGGUGACCGGCCUGGCGUCCUCCCUGCAGAGCGGCUCGCUCACCCAGCAGGGCCCCAGCAGCUGCUCCCACUCCUACAUCGUCCUCUGCAUCGAGAACAGCUACAUCCCCCACUCCGCGAAAUAAGCACACCAUCCCCCCCAAACUCCCACCGCAACCCCGGUUCCUUCUAAUUUUUUUUGUUUUUGUUUUUGUUUUUUUAUGUUUUGAUCUUGGUUUAAAAAUAGAACGACAAGUUUGAGCAGGCACCUCAUUAAAAUUAUAAUCUUUGUUCAUUAUUUUACCCUGAUAAUGAGCCUUGAGAAAGUGUGGCAUCCCGUUUAAACGGGGGCCAGGGACUGCUUGUCCAACUUUAACGUAUUUCAGCGUCUUUUUUGUUUUUACCCUUCCAUGAAUGCCAAAGAGACUGGUCUAACAGAAGGGUAUCGGCUCCUGUUCCUGGGGAGAUUGGCACAUUUACUGGUAUUUUUUCAUUCAUUUCUUUCAGUUGUUUUGUUUAUUUUUCCCUCCCAGGGUUGUAACAAAAGAGAAAGAAAACGUAGCUACAUUUUCAAAUUGUAUCCAUUUUUUGUAUUCUGUAUAUUAUGUUUGUUAUCUGUUUCAUUUUUCUUUGCAUUCCUAAAUGUUUUUACUUUUUGAAUUGUUGCAUAUCCAUCCUGUUACAAUGCUGUUUUUAGCUAUUGAUGAUUCCUCUGUAAGAUUUUUAAAUUUCUUUAUUUCAUUUUGUUUUUUAAUUUCAUUUAAGAAUUGUGGGUACUUUGGGGUAGAACAAGAUUUAAAUACUAUUUUAAAAAUGAAAGAAGCGAAUAGAUAUUUAUUUUUAAAUGAAGUUAUGUAAGGACAUAAUAUUUUAUUUGGAAAAUUAGCAACAAAAUAAAUCAAAUUACCCUUAUUCAUACACUAAUUCUACACAGGACCACUCUCAAGUAUGUUAGCAAAUAGUGUCUAUGUUUUUUUACCUAAUCCAACACAGCAUGAAUAGCCGCAAGAUUCUGUGUAACUGAAAUCACAUUAUACGUAUUUUGAAUUGAACGCAGAUGCAUCUAUGUUUACCUGGCUGGCAUGUACUGUUUUCAUUGUACAUAAAAAACAAAAUGGCUGUUAUGGUUCAAGUCUGUGGUGGAGCGCGACCGGUAAUGGCGAUGGUGAACCAACUGUGUGUGUGUGUGUGUGUGUGUGUGUGUGUGUGUGUGUGUGUGUGUGUGCGUGUGCGUGUGCGUGUGUGUGUGUGUGUGAUUUGGACUGCGUGUUGGAUUCCAGAGACUCGCCCUGGCUUCAGCAAUACUGAUGCCUUGCUCACUGAACCUGUGGAUUACAUUUGUCACGGCAACAACAAUGUGUUCUGUACAACUUCACCCGGGCACUGAAUAAAUGUAUUUUUUCCAUCCAAGAUUCACAUGUUAUUGAACAGGGAUAAAUAUGUACGUGCUAAUUAUCAGAUGUGAUCAUAUUGUGUCAACUCAUUCAUUCCUGAUUCAUUCAUGUGACCUUCAGCAGCACCCGAGGGUGCUAAAGCUGCCGGCCUUGACUGCGGCAACCUCACAAAUCACCGUCCCAGCGCCCAUGAAAGCCAGCCGACCUUUACACUCAUAGAGGACCUUCAGGCUACGGUAACGGCUGCGUCCGUGAUAAGACAACUGCACUCGGGUGUGUUUGCGUCGGCAGUGGGGGCGUGACUAUGUGAAUUCAUGAUUGGAUGGCGAUCUUGGCGAUCUUGUGAAUUCAAGAACCUGGUUGGGGGGUAAGAUUUUGUGAAUUGGCAAAUAGGUUUGUUAGGGGCAUGAUAGGAAUAUUCAUUAGACUUUAAGAUGUCCUUAUUAAUUUCCUCCAUGAUUCCACUGAUUUUGUUAUGAGAUUAAAGGUUGAGCAUUUAAUAUU
Molecule: messenger RNA, 6518 nt
Organism: Gadus morhua (Atlantic cod)
Lineage: Eukaryota; Metazoa; Chordata; Actinopteri; Gadiformes; Gadidae
Gene: col18a1a
Product: collagen type XVIII alpha 1 chain a
Exons: 42
Coding region: 261-4766 (1501 amino acids)
Biological process (GO): glomerular basement membrane development
Molecular function (GO): extracellular matrix structural constituent conferring tensile strength
Source: RefSeq, a predicted model, not a curated record